Molecule: messenger RNA, 570 nt
Organism: Pan troglodytes (chimpanzee)
Lineage: Eukaryota; Metazoa; Chordata; Mammalia; Primates; Hominidae
Product: large ribosomal subunit protein uL6-like
Exons: 1
Coding region: 1-570 (189 amino acids)
Biological process (GO): cytoplasmic translation
Cellular component (GO): cytosolic large ribosomal subunit; ribosome
Molecular function (GO): structural constituent of ribosome; rRNA binding
Source: RefSeq, a predicted model, not a curated record
AUGAAGACCAUUCUCAGCAAUCAGACUGUCGACAUUCCAGAAAAUGUCAAUAUUACUCUAAAGGGAUGCACAGUUAUUGUGAAGGGCCCCAGAGGAACCCUGCAGAGGGACUUCAAUCACAUCAACGUAGAACUCAGUCUUCUCGGAAAGAAAAAAAAGAGGCCCCGGGUUGACAAAUGGUGGGGUAACAGAAAGGAGAUGGCCACCGUUUGGACUAUUUGUAGUUAUGCACAGAACAUCAUCAAGGGUGUCACACUGGGCUUCCGUUACAAGAUGAGGUCUGUGUAUGUGCACUUCCCCAUCAACAUCAUUAUCCAGGAGAAUUGGUCUUCUGUUGAAAUCCGAAAUUUCUUGGGUGAAAAAUACAUCUGCAGGGUUUGGAUGAGGCCAGGUGUUCCUUGUUCAGUAUCUCAAACUCAGAAAGAUGAAUUAAUCCUUGAAGGAAAUGACAUUGAGCUUGUUUCAAAUUCAGCGGCUUUGAUUCAGCAAGCCACAAGGUUAAAAACAAGGAUAUCAGGAAAUUUUUGGAUGGUAUCUAUGUCUGAAAAAACCAACCAUUCAGGAGGCUGA